UCUUUCUCUUACGUAUAUAUAUAUUCUUUGGUGUGCAGUCCAACUUCUUUCGCCACAUCUUUCUCUUCCGUUCCAUUCUCGAUCUAAAGCGUCUAAUAGGGAUUGUGAACAGUGGAGUGGCCCCCUUUGCUACUACUAUGGCGUUCCUCCGAUCCCACUCAAAUGCUUCCUCUGGAAUGGGUGUUGCUGAUGAUUGCAAGGAUAUAUUCUUAGAGCUUCAGAGGAAGAAGACACACAGAUAUGUGAUUUUCAAAAUCAAUGAGAAGCAAAAGGAGGUUAUUGUUGAAAAGAUUGGAGGUGCAACCGAGAGCUAUGAUGAUUUCGUGGCUUCUUUGCCUGAAAAUGAUUGCCGUUAUGCUGUCUAUGAUUUUGACUUUGUUACUGAAGAAAACUGUCAGAAAAGCAAGAUUUUCUUCAUUGCCUGGUCCCCUUCCAUUUCCCGAAUCCGAGCUAAGAUGCUGUACGCAGCUUCUAAGGAUCGAUUCAGGAGAGAGCUGGAUGGUGUUCACUAUGAGAUUCAGGCUACCGACCUGUCAGAGCUGGACCUUGAUAAUCUUAGGGAGCGGGCACAUUAGAGUGAAGGCUUAGGGUCAUGGGAGCCUCAUCAAAGGCCUGCUUGACAUCGUGCUCUCUGCCAAAUGCUCAUGGGUUGUGCAAUCUUCAGGUUAUGCUGCUUGAUUGUAUUAAUCAAGUGUCAUUGGACACUUGUACAUGGACAAUAUAGAAGGCUUGUAAACUGAUACAACCUCUGAAGGCAUGAUUGUAUGAUUACUAUUGUGGGUGUUUAUGUUCAUGUUCUACUUAUUUGUGUUUGUCAA
This is a messenger RNA of Musa acuminata AAA Group (dessert banana), 818 nucleotides long. Its product is annotated as actin-depolymerizing factor 11-like. The transcript is spliced from 3 exons. The record is from RefSeq and is a predicted model, not a curated record. Gene Ontology annotation, biological process: actin filament depolymerization. NCBI's taxonomy places the organism in Eukaryota, Viridiplantae, Streptophyta, Magnoliopsida, Zingiberales, Musaceae. Gene Ontology annotation, molecular function: actin filament binding. Gene Ontology annotation, cellular component: cytoplasm; actin cytoskeleton. Bases 138 to 575 code for a protein of 145 amino acids.